AUGGGCCAAGUACUUGGUUGCAUUCAAGUGAACCAGUCAAAAGUUGCUGUGAGGGAACAAUUUGGGAAGUUUGAUAAUGUGCUUGAACCAGGAUGUCACUGCUUGCCCUGGUGUUUCGGGUACAAGAUAGCCGGUGAGCUAUCACUGCGUGUGCGCCAACUUGAAGUUCGAUGUGAAACCAAGACCAAGGACAAUGUGUUUGUCAAUGUGGUUGCAUCUAUUCAGUAUCGUGCCUUACCGGAAAAGAUAGCGGAUGCUUUCUAUAAGCUCUCUAAUGCCAACUCACAGAUUCAGGCCUAUGUGUUUGAUGUUAUCAGGGCAAGUGUACCCAAACUGGAGUUGGAUGCUGUCUUUGAGCAGAAGAGCGACAUAGCAAAAGCUGUUGAAGAGGAGCUUGCAAAGGCGAUGUCUACUUAUGGUUAUGAAAUAGUCCAGACCCUUAUUGUGGAUAUUGUGCCUGAUGUUCAUGUGAAGAGAGCAAUGAAUGAGAUCAAUGCAGCUGCAAGACACAGGUUGGCAGCAAAAGAAAAGGCUGAAGCCGAGAAGAUACUGCAGAUCAAGCGAGCUGAAGGAGAGGCAGAGUCCAAGUACUUGGCAGGGCUUGGCAUGGCCCGCCAGCGCCAGGCUAUUGUUGAUGGGCUGAGGGAUAGUGUUCUUGUCUUCUCUGAGAAUGUUCCUGGAACAUCAGCCAAGGAUGUCAUGGACAUGGUGCUGGUGACUCAAUACUUUGACACCAUGAAGGAGAUCGGAGCAUCCUCAAAGUCCUCGUCUGUUUUCAUCCCGCACAGGCCAGGUGCGGUGAGGGAUGUUGCUUCACAGAUUCGGGAGGGUCUCCUUCAAGCUGAUUAUGCUAAGGAGUAG
This is a messenger RNA of Prunus armeniaca (apricot), 861 nucleotides long. The record is from the annotation of a GenBank genome assembly. NCBI's taxonomy places the organism in Eukaryota, Viridiplantae, Streptophyta, Magnoliopsida, Rosales, Rosaceae.